Messenger RNA from Sinocyclocheilus grahami, 4335 nucleotides. Its product is annotated as serine/threonine-protein kinase BRSK1-like. Gene Ontology annotation, cellular component: cytoplasm. Gene Ontology annotation, biological process: protein phosphorylation; intracellular signal transduction. The transcript has 19 exons. NCBI's taxonomy places the organism in Eukaryota, Metazoa, Chordata, Actinopteri, Cypriniformes, Cyprinidae. The record is from RefSeq and is a predicted model, not a curated record. Bases 838 to 3351 code for a protein of 837 amino acids. Gene Ontology annotation, molecular function: ATP binding; protein serine/threonine kinase activity.
GAGGAGGGUGUGGGACCCGGAUGUUGCUGCGAGGAACCAGAACGGAGAAAAUAACGCUUUACAACGCAAAUAAACCGUCAAGACACACAAAACAUCAGCGAUCAGUGCGCAACGUAUCAGUCACCAUCAAAAACCUAAAACCCCUUCCUCAAAAGUGCCCGGCGGAUGCGAGCCUGCGCUGGACCGGACGCGGCGGAGACGAUGAGGAUGAGGAUGCUGCGGUCCGUGCGGCAGGAUGGAGCUCAACAUCAGCAGCAGAGAUGAAACAGAUCCGCUGCAGUGAUGCGAGAGGAUGCAGAGCGACCUGGAUCUCCUUACAGUCACAUACGCGAUCGGACUGGUCUUUUGGGUUGUCUUGCUGAAUGUUAAACGGGAAUAGAUUGACCUGUUUGUUUGUUUAUUAUUCAGUUGUAAGAUUCUGCCUCCUUUACCUGGGAUUUAGGCCUAGCACAAGUGUACUGAAGGCUUGUGUUCACUUAUAUUUCACAAACACAGUUAGGAGGAGUUUCUAAAUGGUGUUUUUGUCAUGAGGUGAUGUCCAGCUGGUAGAUACAUCUAGAAGCAGGAGCGUACUAACAGGACCUGGCUUUCUGUAAUGACAUGUACUGGGAACGAAAAGUCUGAUCGAUUGAGAAGGGUGACUUUGAUUGGCAAAGCUAUGAAUUAGACUGAAAGAGUUCAGGGCCCAUAUGACAGAUUUUAGGGAACAACGAGCUCAGCAUGGAUUUAUUCCCGGGUUGUUGCAGACCCUUGGGAGACUAUUUUAGAAAAACUCAACUCAGAAACGGUACGCUGUGAAAAUAUUGCAUGCAGUAGCAAGUUUAACAGGCCGCCACUAUGUCUAAGGAACUGUCAGUGACCCAGGCAGCUCAGUAUGUGGGGCCUUAUCGACUAGAGAAGACUCUCGGGAAAGGCCAGACCGGUCUGGUGAAGGUCGGGAUUCACUGCAUCACUGGUCAAAAAGUCGCCAUCAAAAUAGUCAACAGAGAAAAACUCUCAGAAUCUGUUUUGAUGAAGGUGGAGAGAGAAAUUGCUAUUUUAAAACUGAUUGAACAUCCACACGUGUUGAAACUCCAUGAUGUUUAUGAGAAUAACAAAUACCUAUAUUUGGUUCUGGAGCAUGUUUCAGGAGGAGAGCUGUUUGACUAUUUGGUGAAGAAAGGCAGACUGACGCCUAAAGAGGCACGAAAAUUCUUCAGACAAAUCAUAUCUGCCUUGGACUUCUGUCAUAGUCACUCUAUAUGUCAUAGAGACCUGAAGCCAGAAAACCUCCUGCUGGAUGAGAGGAACAAUAUCAGGAUUGCAGACUUUGGCAUGGCCUCACUACAGGUGGGAGACAGUAUGCUAGAGACAAGCUGUGGAUCUCCUCAUUAUGCAUGUCCAGAGGUUAUCAGGGGUGAGAAAUAUGAUGGUCGACGGGCUGAUGUAUGGAGCUGUGGAGUCAUACUCUUCGCACUGCUAGUGGGCGCGCUGCCCUUUGACCAUGAUAACCUGCGGCAGCUGCUGGAGAAGGUGAAGAGUGGAGUGUUCCACAUGCCCCAUUUCAUCCCAGCCGACUGCCAGGCUCUGCUGCGGGGCAUGAUCGAGGUCAACCCUGAACAAAGACUCACGCUAGAGGCCAUCCAGAAACAUGCCUGGUAUCAAGCUGGACGCAAUGAGCUGUGUCUGGAGCUGCCGCCCCCGAGGCGCGUGAGCAUGGGACGGGUCAUGUCUCUGACAGAGCUGGACCCAGAUGUGCUGGACAGCAUGUAUUCUCUGGGCUGUUUCAGGGACCGGGUUAAACUGGCCCAAGACCUGCAGUGUGAAGAAGAUAACCAAGAGAAGAUGAUCUACUAUCUCCUGUUAGACCGUAAAGAGCGCUAUCCUAGCCAUGAGGAUGAGGAUCUUCCUCCCAGAAAUGACAUUGACCCUCCACGGAAGCGUGUAGACUCACCCAUGUUGACCCGUCACGGCCGCUGCCGGCCAGAGAGGAAGAGUCUGGAGGUGCUGAGUGUGACGGAGCAGGGCUCUCCCACACCCCCACGCAGAGCGCUGGACACCUCCGCGCACAGCCAAAGAUCUCGAUCUGUAAGUGGAGCAUCAACGGGCCUCUCGUCUAGUCCUCUAAGUAGUCCCAGGAGCCCUGUCUUUACCUUCAGCGAGCCGGAGGUAGUUGCCGCCACCAAAGCAGGAAGCGGCAGCACCUCUGUUCGUCCCAACCGAUCGCAUGAACCCAAAACGCAGACGCUUCCAUCUAAAAACGCACCUGAACGCCCCCAAAUCCAGUCCAUGAAGUCCCUCCCCCUGCCCUCCUCCUCCUCCCGCUCUCCCUCCCCUUCUCCCCUCCUGUCGUCCAUUCCCCGUUUCCUCUUCUUUUCUUCUCCAUCUGCGGUGCUGAAGUCGGUGACUAAAAGCCUGUAUCCCAUGUCUCAGGUCACCCCUCAGGGCUCUCCCCUGCCUACCCCGCUGGGUACCCCCGUGCAUCACCCCCACCACCCCCCCGCUACCCCACCCUCCUCCUCCUCUUCCUCUUCUUCCUCCCGAGCCGAGGGAGGAAGUGUGGGCGUGGGCUCACUCUCCUUGACCCCGCCCUCUAGUCCAGGGGGAGGCGGCAGCAUGGCUGCAAGUAGCUCCGCCCACUGGAGGACACGCCUCAACUCGUUGAAGAACAACCUGUUGGGGUCGCCGCGGUUCCACCGCCGCAAGAUGCAGGUGCCAACCUCAGAAGACAUGUCCAGUUUAACACCAGAAUCAAGCCCAGAGCUGGCUAAAAGGUCCUGGUUUGGGAAUUUCAUCAGUCUGGAGAAAGAAGAGCAGAUUUUUUUGGUCAUCAGAGACAAACCUCUUAGUUCCAUUAAAGCGGAUAUCGUCCAUGCCUUCCUCUCUAUUCCCUCCCUCAGUCACAGUGUAAUCUCUCAGACGAGUUUCCGCGCAGAGUAUAAGUCUUCUGGAGGUCCGUCUGUCUUCCAGAAACCCGUCAAAUUCCAGGUAGACAUUUCCUUUUCUGAGGGGGAAAGAGAGCGAGAGCGGGAGCGGGAGAGAGACAGGGAUGGACAGAAGGAUUACGGAAUCUACAGUGUAACUUUUAGCCUCAUAUCAGGUCCAAGUCGCAGAUUUAGACGAGUCGUUGAAACGAUUCAAGCCCAGUUGCUCAGUGCUCAUGAUCAGCCCAUGGUGCACACUCUUUCAGAUGAGAAGAACAGUCGCCCUCCUAGAACACCAACUAGACAGAACUCCCGGCGCUCAGAAGGUGGAGCCGACCGCUGCGAGUGGGUGGAGCGUGGAGAGGGCGGGGUUUUACUCCAGCGCAGGGGGUCGGGAAGAGAAAGAACCCGCCUACUUUCCUCCAGUGGAACACAGUCACAGCCCUGAGCUAGAAAUAUUGUGAAUAAUCAGCAAUCCAUCAAGAUAUGAGCCAUGAUAUGAGACUAAACUACUCAAACGUUCCUUCUCCCCUCGUCACCUCAGAACAGCAUGAUGGUAAAAUGUGUUUUUAAAGGAGCUUUUUGAAAGUCUAAUGAAACCAAAUACUGAUACACAUUGUGCAAGAACAUGGGAUGCAACGAAGCAAGAACCGUCUCCAUUGUACUUUAAUACAACAUAAACUUCUGGGAUCCGAGGAACACCUCCAAACUUUCUUCUGAAACUUAUUUAAUUUGUCAUCCUGGACAAUGCUUUGAUUUAUGCUGUAUUUUCUCAUGUGAUUUGGAUGUAAUGUGCAAAACUUGAGUUUAUAAUGACAUUCAUGAAACGAAAGGUUUCAGUUGGGGGUAGCAUACCAUCUGUUCCUUACAGGCCUGGUCUCCGUUUCAGCAAUCGAGUAAUUAUAGCAACAGAGACGUCCAAUUUAAUCUGAAUUUUUAUCCUCCAAAUCAUGUUUUAAAGAAAAUACGUAGAGAUCCAGAUCCAGAAGCUAUUAGCACCAAGAGUCUGCUCAGACGUAUGCAAUAAAAAUCAAUAAGCUACAAAAGAUUCAGUUUAACAAAGCUGCACAUGCUGAAUCUUUUAAAACAUGAUUACCUCCUUGAGCGGACAGACUCAUGAUGAUUUUAUGACCGUAAAUAAAUUGCUCACCAGCCCUGCAUCAUUAUCUAUAGACAACUUCAUUUUCACUCUCCAUAGAAAUGCUGCAUGCUAAAUAACGUCGAGCUUCAACCCCAAUAACUGAUUGUGAUUGUAAAACAUUUCUGCGUGCGUUUACACAUCUAAAUCUGUCCUCGAUUCACCCUUUUGGCAGCUCAAAUGGACGAGAGCGUCUGACUAACGAAGGAUUCCCAUGACUGUUGUCUCCAACAAGAGUUCAAAUACAAAGUUUCCCUUUUAGGCCAUGUCCACACGUACACAGGCAUUUUUAUA